AAAAUAUGUGAAAAUAUAGUUUCCGCGCCCUAUGUAUAUACAUUAAAUCAAUCAGUAUAAUUUUCUCCAUAACAUACUAAAAUUUCAAGAAGAUCGUGCAUAUACAACCUAAACUAAAUAAUUACCAAAAUUUAAGUUGAUAUAAUAAUAAAGGAAUUUGUUCGGACUAGUCCACAGCUUAUUAAGGUAGCUCCUAUCAAAAAGAAAUAAGAUGAAAUUGUCAUUUAUAUUUGAAUUAUUACUAAUAUUCAUAUUAGUAGCAUUUGCAGCAUCGGCUGUAAUAGAUUCAAGAGCUAAAUUUAAAAAAAGGGUAACUGGAAAAGUUACUACAAGUACAACUAAUAAGCAAAAUGAAAAUACGAAUCAAAGUGCGUCCAACAAAUUUUGCAAAUGUGCGAAGCAAAUGUGUAAUUGUUGUAGAGAUUUUAAUAUAAGACUUCUUAACUUAAAAGGACCAGGCUGUGCCUCAUUACAGUACUUACAAGGAGAUCAACUGGCAAUUUCGAUGAGUUUCAACGACAGAGUACUUACCAAUACGACAUUACAAGGUCGGAAACCACCACCCAUUUGUAUGCCAUUACCAGGUGGAGUUUCAAAAUUCUGCGGCCGUGUUUAUAAUAUUGGCCGCCAAGGAGAAGACUUUAAGGCUUGUCUAGGACUCGAACUUCGUGCUCUUAAUGACAUAGAAGCCGCUAUUCGCGUAUCAUGUUUCCGCUUUGGCCCUAAGGGUCUUAGACUAGAAGCACCUGAACCUUUACCUCCAUUAGAAAAUGAAAAUGAUGAUGACGACGACGACGACGAUGAUGAUGAUGAUGACGACGACGACGAUGAUGACGAUUUUGAUUUUGAUGGAGAUGACGAUGAUAACGAUGUCGAUUCUGUUGACUACAGCGUUUUUGAUGAUGAUUUUAUUGGUGAAUACUUCCAAGAAGAAGAAGAAGAAGAUUCUGGUACUUAUGGUAACAGUAAUAAAAAGAAAGUGUCUACAACAACUACACAAGUACCAUUUAGAAAAAUCACGAGAAAACAUCAAUACAAGCCUGUAGAGAAAAAACCAGUUCGUACAAAAUCCAAACCUCAAGUGAUGAAUAGCAGUACAACACCACGAACAACUGCGAAGAAAACAGCGCCAACAAUUAAAAAGUUACGAACAACCACAACUAGUCAACCUAUGAAACUCUCCACUGAAACUAUCACUACUCCUAUAGUUGUUGUGAAUGAAUUAACUUCAGAAGAAGCUACAGUUAAGAACGGAACGUUUACUGAACUAAAGGCAACUGAUAUUGAUAAAAACAAUAGAACUAUCGAAUUUUUACCACCAACAGACAUGUUCACAAGUCCAGUACAAUCAUCUACACAUAAGAUUGAUGUCACUUUAGUAACCACACAAAAAGUAGAAGUAAAUACUAACCACGUACCACAAACGGAAGCUUCUACUAUUAGAGAGGAAGAAGAAUCGUCCGAAGAAAGUGCAGAAGUUAUAGAUGCUGUUGGAGAUGUUUUAGAAGAAGAAAUAUCUGAUUCAACCGAAGAAAUAACCACCGUUAAAAUCAAAACGACAGCAGCUACAACGGUAUCGGAAGAAUCUAAAGAAAUUUUAGACGAUGUAAUUGAUGGCAUGGUAGAUACAUUCACAGAAUCUGAAGAAGUUAAGGCAUAAAAACGCUGGACAUGUAUAGUCAAUAUCUUUUCAAAUUAUCAGUGUUUCACAUAAUAAUAUAAAAUACUUUUAUAUAAAUGUUAAAAAAACACAUAUGCUGAAUUAUAUGCCAAGAAAAGUUGCAAAAACUGAGAAAAUUUAGUUUCAUCGAUUUUUAAGCAAAUAUUGGGUGUAAUAAUUUAUUCAAAAAAUUAUAUUUAUAGUUUCUUGCUGGAAAAAAUGUUCAUAUUUUGAGUGAAUCGGGUACAGAUAUCAAUUAAUACAUUUUUAUCCCGUUCAUCAAACAUUAUUCCAUUACCCACUUAAGUACAAAUAAUGUAAUAAUUUAUCUAAUUAAUUAUUAUAAAUAUUUGUUGGUUUACAUAUUUAUUAUUUAUUUAAUUUAUUUAUUAAUAUUUAUUUUGU
Diorhabda sublineata is the source of this 2065-nucleotide messenger RNA. RefSeq lists its product as uncharacterized. The transcript has 4 exons. NCBI's taxonomy places the organism in Eukaryota, Metazoa, Arthropoda, Insecta, Coleoptera, Chrysomelidae. Bases 212 to 1660 code for a protein of 482 amino acids. The record is from RefSeq and is a predicted model, not a curated record.